This is a messenger RNA of Podarcis raffonei (Aeolian wall lizard), 2475 nucleotides long. Its product is annotated as vomeronasal type-2 receptor 26-like. Gene Ontology annotation, biological process: G protein-coupled receptor signaling pathway. Gene Ontology annotation, molecular function: G protein-coupled receptor activity. The coding region runs from base 1 to 2475 and encodes 824 amino acids. Lineage: Eukaryota; Metazoa; Chordata; Lepidosauria; Squamata; Lacertidae. Gene Ontology annotation, cellular component: membrane. The record is from RefSeq and is a predicted model, not a curated record. The transcript has 6 exons.
AUGGUAGUUUUAGUGGUCUUGCUGCUGGCUCUGUUUCCUCACAUGGCACAGGAGGCCCACACCGUUAAAUGCAGGGUUCAGUAUCUACACCACCCACUUCACAAGUAUCAUCAGCCGGGAGAUUUCAUCAUUGGUGGCAUAGCUUCUCACGGUACCUUUAUUUUCAGUUCAGCAAGUUUCUCUGAAGAACCCCCACCUGCAUUAUCAGAAGAGCUUGCCGUGGUGCCAAAGGGUUACCAGCACAUCCUGGCCUUGGCAUUUGCUGUCAAGGAGAUCAAUGAAAACCCUCACAUCUUACCAAAUCUCACCUUGGGCUUCCACAUCUAUGACAGCUAUAUCAUUGCAAUUAAGACAUAUCAUGCCACAAUGCUACUUUUAUCUACACUGGAGAAAUUUCUCCCCAACUAUAUAUGUGAUACACAGAAUAAUCUGACAGCUGUCAUUGGUAGUCUUGACUCCCAGAUCUCCCUCCAUGUGGCAACUAUCUUGGAUAUUUAUAAGAUUCCACAGCUCAUAUAUGGCCCCACUCCAGUGAUGAAUACUAAAAUCCCAGGACUUCCCUUCUACCAGAUGGCCCCGCCAGAAAGCCACCAGUUUGCAGGGAUUCUUUCUUUGCUUCUGCAUUUCAGGUGGACGUGGAUUGGGGUCGCUGUGGUUGACAAUGACAAUGGAGAAAGAUUUAUACAAAAGGUGCUCCCACUCUUUUCAAACAGAGGUAUUUGUUUUGCCUUUGUAGAAACAAUCCCCAAGUUUAGUUUUCUCACUGAAGGAUACACCCUGAUGCAACAGGGGGCUAAAAUACAUGAUAUAGUGAUGGGUAGCAAAGCCAAUGUUGUGGUGGCCUAUGGAGAAGCUUCAACCACUAUAUUUUUGAGAUGGCUUCCAUAUCUAUCAAUGCUUGGGAGAACGAAAACAAAUACAAAAGGUAAAGUAUGGAUAUCAACAGCCCAAGUGGAGUUUAUUUCCGUGGCCUUUCAGCGGGAUUGGGAUGCAACUAUAUUCAAUGGUGCCAUAACCUUCAGAAUUCACUCCAAUGAUCUACCAGGAUUUCAUCAAUACGUUGAGGGCAGAAACCCCUUCAAUGCAGAUGGUGAUGAUUUCAUCUGGGAUUUCUGGCAAAAUGCAUUUGGCUGUGUAUUUCCCCAUCGCGUUCUGGACGAAGUGGUGGGGGAUAUCUGCACAGGAAUGGAGAAUUUAGAGAACCUUCCUGCAUCUCUCUUUGAAAUGACAGUGCAAGGUCAAAGUUACAGUAUCUACAAUGCUGUCUUUGCCAUGGCCCAUGCUUUACAUACCAUGUCCUUAGCAAUACACAAACACUCACAAAUGGUGAGCAGAGGGAGACAGAAGCUUCAGAAGCAGCAGUUUUGGCAGCUUCAUCAUUUUCUGAGAGGUGUCUCAUUUAACAACAGUGCUGGAGACACAGUGUCCUUCAAUCAGAACGGGGAGGUUCGGCCUCUUUCUGUCUGUACUGAGAAUUGUCACGCAGGAUCAAGGAAGAAAGUGAAGGAAGGAGAACCAUUUUGCUGCUAUGAUUGCAUCCCAUGCCCAGAGGGAAAGAUUUCAAACCAGGAAGAUAUGAGUGACUGUGAUAAAUGCUCAGACAAAGACUAUCCAAGCAAGAACCAAGAUGCAUGUAUUCCCAAGGAUAUAAGCUUCUUGUCUUAUGAAGAACCUUUGGGCAUCAGUUUAGUCUGCUUUUCGCUUUCAUUUUCUCUAAUCACAGCUAUGGUGCUGGGUACAUUUGUGAAGCACCAUGACACUCCCAUAGUCAUUGCAAACAACAGGAAUCUCACCUACACUCUCCUCAUUUCUCUCCUGCUCUGCUUCCUUUGUGCACUGCUCUUCCUGGGCCAACCAAAGAAGCUGACAUGUCUCCUCCGACAAACUACUUUUGGCAUCAUCUUCUCAGUGGCUGUUUCUUGUGUAUUGGCAAAAACCAUUACUGUGGUUCUGGCUUUCAUGGCCACCAAACCUGGAUCCAGGAUGAGGAGAUGGGUGGGGAAGGAACUGGCCAACACCAUUGUCCUUUGCUGCUCCUUUGUCCAGGCAGGGAUCUGUAUUGUGUGGCUAGCAACCUUUCCCCCAUUUCCAGAUGUUGACAGUUACUCAGUGGCUAAAGAAAUUAUACUAGAAUGCAAUGAGGGGUCUGUGAUGAUGUUUUAUGUUGUUCUGAGCUAUAUGGGCUUCCUGGCAAUUAUUAGUUUCAUUGUUGCUUUCCUUGCCAGGAAAUUACCUGACAGCUUCAAUGAAGCCAAGUUCAUCAGUUUCAGCAUGUUGGUCUUUUGCAGUGUUUGGCUAUCCUUUAUUCCAUCCUACCUGAGCACCAAGGGAAAAUACAUGGUUGCUGUGGAGAUCUUCUCUAUCUUAGCCUCUGGUGCUGGACUGCUGGGAUGCAUCUUUUCCCCUAAAUGUUAUAUUAUUGUGUUCAGGCCUCAGCUGAACAACAGGGAGCAGCUUAUGAGGAAGAAAAACUAA